AUGAGGCUGCUGGGAGGAAUUGGGCCUCGAAUAGGUCAACUAGUUCUGCUGCUCACAGUAACCGCCUGCAAUGGACAGGUAUUUUACUACCAACCGGAACAGGUACACCUUUCUUUCGGCGAAACGCCGCUUGAAAUCGUCGUCACCUGGAGCACAAUGACGGCCACGAACGAAUCCGUCGUGGAGUACGGUAUUGGUGGUUUGAUUUUGAGUGCUACCGGAACGGAGGAGAAAUUUGUCGAUGGUGGCGCUGGCCAACACACGCAGUUCAUUCAUCGCGUGGUAUUGCGUGACCUGCAGCCUUCAUCCCGGUACGAGUACCACUGUGGCAGUCAGUGGGGUUGGUCACCGGAGUUUUACUUCCACACAACCCCUGAAGGUUCGGAUUGGUCACCGUCGUUCGCCAUAUUCGGUGACAUGGGCAACGAGAAUGCACAGUCGAUGGCCCGGCUGCAGGAGGACACCCAGCGCCACAUGUACGAUGCGAUACUGCACGUCGGUGAUUUUGCGUACGACAUGAACUCGAACGAUGCACUCGUCGGGGAUCAGUUUAUGAAUCAGAUCCAAUCAAUUGCCGCUUAUACGCCGUACAUGGUGUGUGCGGGUAAUCAUGAGGAGAAGUACAAUUUCUCCAAUUACCGUGCCCGGUUUAGCAUGCCCAGUGGAACGGAAAACCUGAUGUACAGCUUCAACCUUGGUCCGGUUCAUUUUAUCGGAUUCUCCACCGAGGUGUACUACUUUAUGAACUAUGGCAUCAAAACGCUGGUGAACCAGUACGAGUGGUUGCGUCGCGAUCUGGAAGAAGCGAACCGGCCGGAGAACCGCAAACAACGCCCCUGGAUCAUCACGUAUGGUCACCGACCGAUGUACUGUAGCAACGAUAACGAUAACGAUUGCACGCAUAGCGAAACACUUGUGCGUGUCGGGCUACCGUUCAUGCACUGGUUCGGGCUGGAAGAUCUCUUUUACGAGCAAGGCGUUGAUGUGGAAAUUUGGGCCCACGAACAUUCGUACGAGCGACUGUUUCCGAUCUACGACUACAAGGUAUACAACGGUUCGUACGAGGAACCGUACCGCAAUCCCCGAGCUCCCGUUCAUCUGGUGACUGGUUCGGCCGGUUGCAAGGAAGGUCGGGAACCGUUCAUUCGCAAGAUCCCAGCAUGGAGCGCCAUACACAGCCGUGACUACGGGUAUACACGCAUGAAGGCCAUCAACGGUUCACAUCUGUACUUUGAGCAAAUUUCCGUCGACAAAGAAGGCGCUGUCAUCGAUUCCUUUACCAUCAUCAAGGAUGAACAUUUACCCUACAAACAGUUGCUGGAGCGUGACGAACAGGAACGCUUAAAACUCAGUGGCGAUAGCACAAAGUAG
Anopheles marshallii is the source of this 1371-nucleotide messenger RNA. RefSeq names its product acid phosphatase type 7. Bases 1 to 1371 code for a protein of 456 amino acids. NCBI's taxonomy places the organism in Eukaryota, Metazoa, Arthropoda, Insecta, Diptera, Culicidae. The transcript has 3 exons. The record is from RefSeq and is a predicted model, not a curated record. Gene Ontology annotation, molecular function: acid phosphatase activity; metal ion binding.